Molecule: messenger RNA, 360 nt
Organism: Spodoptera exigua (beet armyworm)
Lineage: Eukaryota; Metazoa; Arthropoda; Insecta; Lepidoptera; Noctuidae
Source: the annotation of a GenBank genome assembly
AUGGUGGUGGUGGUAGUGGCAGCUAGUGGUAUGGUGAGGGUUGUUCCCGAAGUGUGGCAGGCAUGUUGUCGGAGGGGCGGGGCGGUGUGCAAGGGCCGGGGGGCGGGGCGGGCACGCCCGCGCGGCGGCGCAGGCGCGGGGUCCGUGGACGACGCCGCCGCGUCUGCCGCGCCUGGCGCUCAUUCGGGCCGCGAGCGCAGCGCCGCGAGCACGCGAUGCGCAACACUUCAGCUCCGCACGCACGAGCGCGCGACCACUCCCGCGCGCCUGCCCGACACAGUGAUGUUACCAGACUCCGCUGUUAUGUGCCAUCGAUUCGGUCGUGAACGAGUGCCACUCCAUCUGUUUCCCAAACGUUGA